AUGUGGAAACUUGAGGUAGCUGAUGGUGAUGGCCCGUGGUUGUUUAGCACCAAUAAUUUUGUUGGUAGACAGAUAUGGAAAUUUAAACCGCAUGUUGGGACACCGGAAGAACAUGCACGAGUUGAGAUAGCAAGAGAACAGUUUCGAUCUAAUCGAUCUCGUUGCAAAGCAAGCAGUGAUGUUCUUAAGAAUUUCCAGCUUAUCCAAGAAAACCAAAUUGAUCUAAGCAUUCCACCAGUGAGGUUAGGAGACGGCGAAGAAAUAACAGUUGAAAAGGCUGAAACUGCUUUGAGGAAAGCUCUUCGAUUCACUUCAGCAAUCCAAGCAAGUGAUGGACAUUGGCCUGCUGAAUUUUCUGGCCCUUUAUUUUUAACGCCUCCCUUGAUCAUGGUCGUCUACCUCAGUGGAAGCCUUAAUACCGUCCUAUCAUCAGAUCACAAGAAGGAAAUUAUUCGUUAUAUCUACAAUCAUCAAAAUGAAGAUGGUGGAUGGGGAUUCCAUGUUGAGGGCCAUAGCACAAUGAUGGGCACGGCACUUAAUUAUGUUGCCCUGCGUCUACUCGGAGAAGGACCUGAAGGAGGCAGAGAUGGGGCUCUCACAAAGGCCCGCAAAUGGAUACUUGAUCACGGGGGAGUCACAAUGCUACCUUCCUGGGGGAAGCUUUAUCUUUCGGUACUUGGAACGUACGAGUGGUCAGGCUGCAACCCAGUGCCUCCAGAAUUUUUGCUAUUCCCUUCCUUUCUUCCUUUUAGUCCAGGGAAGCUGUGGUGUCAUUUGCGCACAGUGUACACACCCAUGGCUUAUUUAUAUGGCAGGAAAUUCGUCGGACCGAUAACCGAUCUCAUCUUGCAACUGAGAGAUGAACUUUAUAAUCAACCUUAUGAAGAAGUAGAUUGGAAUAAAGCACGCCAUUUAUGCUUAAAGGAGGAUCUUUACACCUCUCCUUCUCUUGCAAAAAAUCUGAUUUUUGAUGGUGUUCAUUACUUGGGUGAGAGGGUUCUUAGACAUUGGCCCUUCUCCAAGUUACGAGAGCAAGCUCUACAAGAAGCAAUGAAGCUUAUUCACUAUGAAGAUGAAAAUACUAGAUACAUGACUCAUGCUAGUAUUGAAAAGUCCUUGAACAUGAUGGCUUGCUGGGCAGAAGACCCGACUUCAGAUGCGUUCAAAUUUCACCUUGCUAGAGUUCCUGAUGUUCUAUGGCUUGCAGAAGAUGGAAUGAAAAUGCAGAGUAUUGGCAGUCAGUUGUGGGAUGCAGCUUUUGCUACUCAAGCUGUUAUCGCAAGCAAGCUUGUUGAUGAAUACGGGUCUACUCUGAGAAGAGCACAUGAGUUCCUGAAACAGUCACAGAUUCAAGCAAAUGCUUCUGGGGACUUCGGGAGGAUGCAUCGUCACAUUUCCAAAGGGGCAUGGACUCUCUCCAUCAAAGAUCAUGGCUGGCAAGUCUCGGAUUGCACUGCUGAAGCGCUAAGGGCUUUGCUCUUACUUUCACAAAUGCCAACAGAAAUUGUUGGUGAAACAAUUGACACAGAAAGAUUAUAUAAUGCUAUAGAUUUCCUCCUAUCUUUACAAAGCAAAAAUGGUGGUUUUUCUGUUUGGGAGCCAGCAAGAGGGCAGAGAUGGUUGGAGGUGCUAAAUCCCACUGAAGCUUUUGGUGAUAUGAUGGUUGAAACCGAGUAUGUUGAAUGCACGGCAUCUGCCAUCCAGGCUCUUGUAUUGUUCAAACGCUUGCAUCCAGGAUACCAAAGCAAAGAAAUAGAAGCUUCUGUGGCCAAGGCAUCAAGUUAUAUUGAAGAUGCACAGAUGAGCGAUGGUUCUUGGUAUGGAAAUUGGGGGAUUUGCUACACAUAUGGAACAUACUUUGCAUUAAAAGGGCUAGCUUCUGUUGGAAAGACAUACCGAAACAGCACGAAGGUUCGGAAAGCUUGUGAAUUUCUGCUGUCAAAACAACACAACUCAGGAGGAUGGGGAGAGAGCUAUCUUUCCUGUGCCAACUCGGAGUACACAGAGAUAGAAGGAAACAAAUCAAAUGUGGUACAAACAGCAUGGGCAAUGAUGGGUCUUAUUCAUGCAGGACAGGCAAGUGAUCCGGCUCCUUUACAUCAAGCAGCAAGGCUGCUUAUCAACUCACAGAUGGAGAAUGGUGAAUUUCCUCAACAGCAAAUCACUGGGGCCUCCUUGAAGACUUGCAUGCUACAUUAUGCUUCAUUUAAGAAUAUAUUUCCUCUAUGGGCUCUUGGAGAAUAUCGGAGGUGUGUGCCCCUGAGAAAGCUUUAAUAAGCUCCAUUUUUAUGGGCUCUUGGAAUGCUUGGCAGAGGAAUACUGUUACAUUUAAUUCAAGACUUCUGUAUGGCAAAGCAUUUACUUACUUCAGAGUGUAUCUUACAUUAAAAUUAAAUUAAAUAUGUACUGCAUUUUCAAAAUAAAUAAAUAAAUGUAUAUCCCAAGCAUAUACAUCGUGUUUA
Messenger RNA from Populus nigra (black poplar), 2462 nucleotides. RefSeq names its product beta-amyrin synthase-like. Gene Ontology annotation, molecular function: beta-amyrin synthase activity. The record is from RefSeq and is a predicted model, not a curated record. Lineage: Eukaryota; Viridiplantae; Streptophyta; Magnoliopsida; Malpighiales; Salicaceae. Gene Ontology annotation, cellular component: lipid droplet. The transcript is spliced from 18 exons. Gene Ontology annotation, biological process: triterpenoid biosynthetic process. Bases 1 to 2274 code for a protein of 757 amino acids.